Molecule: messenger RNA, 639 nt
Organism: Cooperia oncophora
Lineage: Eukaryota; Metazoa; Nematoda; Chromadorea; Rhabditida; Trichostrongylidae
Source: the annotation of a GenBank genome assembly
AUGAACACAUACCUGGCGAUGGCGAGCGGGACGGUGACAACGUUUAUACUCAGUUCAUUCGUCGACAAUCUCGGUCGAUUCAAUAUGAUUCACAUUCAGAGCUCGACACUUUCAGGAGGAGUGGCUAUAGAACUAAUGAACCGUUUAGGAUCAGCAGCCAACGCCGUACUGUAUCCAUCUCACGCUGUUGCCGUUGGCAUAUGCGCAAGUUUCGUUUCUGUAAUCGGUCAUGCUUGGCUGAGUCCAAAACUCGAGAAACGCUUCAAGCUGUUCGACACCUGUGGCGUACACAAUCUUCACGGAAUUCCAGGAAUUCUAGCUGGGAUCUUCAGCAUAAUUUUCGCACUUGGAUAUGAGCCGGAAAGCUACGGAAAAACGCUCUACCAUAUAUAUCCCUACUUCGAGGGUGGUCCAAUGAAUGGUGACAGGAAUCGUGAAAUCCAAGCCCUUUAUCAGUUGGCCGGCAUGGGCACGGCUCUUGCAUCAGCUGUUGUUGGAGGUCUUAUCACGGGUACGACGGUUGUGUCCUUGAUUUGGCUACUUAUCUAUGGGGGAAAGACCACUAAUUUUCGUCGGCAUGCUCUCAUUUCUUGCUGGAACUACACUGAGAUCCCACUCCAGCCAAAUCUGAGGGUUUAA